CACCGUUCAAAAUCUUCUCCUCCUACUUGUUGCUUACGGUCACUGCACCGCCUACUCCAACUUGGGUCAACCUUCAUGGCGUUUCAAGCUUCCUACAAGUCCAGUGCCUGGAAGUGGCUGGGCUUCGUGACUGCCGUCUGGGUCCAGGCCAUUUCCGGCAACAACUAUACUUUCUCUAACUAUUCUGAUGCCCUCAAGACGCUUAUGAACCUCACCCAACUCCAACUCAACAACUUGUCUGUCGCCAAAGAUAUUGGGAAAGCCUUCGGACUCCUCGCCGGCCUUGCUUCAGACUUUUUCCCUUCUUGGGUUCUUCUUCUUAUUGGCUCCAUCGAAGGGGUGAUUGGUUAUGGUGCUCAAUGGCUCGUUGUUAGCGAGAGAAUCAAACCCCUCCCCUACUGGCAGAUGUGCAUAUUUCUGUGUUUGGGAGGCAACAGCACAACUUGGAUGAACACCUCCAUUCUAGUUACCUGCAUCCGCAAUUUCCGGCGCAACCGUGGCCCUGUCUCCGGUAUUUUGAAGGGUUACGUGGGCCUCAGCACCGCCAUCUUCACUGACCUCUGCGCUGCCCUGUUCUCCGAUAGCCCUUCCCAGUUCCUCCUCAUGCUCGCUAUCAUCCCUUUUGCAGUCUGCCUCACCGCCGUAUUCUUCCUCCGCGAAGUGCCCGAUUCCGUCUCCGCCUCGCAAGAGAAGGAAGAGACCCGUUAUUUCACAGUUUUCAACUCGGUCGCUGUUGUCGUCGCCGUAUACCUUCUGGCUUACGAUUUCAUCGGUUCCUCGAAUCAAGUAUUCUCGCUCGUGUUUGCGACUGUGCUGCUCGUCCUCUUGGCCAGCCCCCUGGUAGUUCCGGCGUAUGCCUUUUUAAAGAGUUGGCAAUUGGGUGGGGCUGAAACAGACGUCGAACGACAGGAACCGUUUCUGAGAAAAGAAAUCGUGCCCGCUGAAAAAGAGGCGGCGGCUGCUGACCAGAUUGUCGUGGCAGAAGGCGAGGCGGUGGUGAAGAGAAAGCCCAUGAUCGGGGAGGACCACACGAUCUUUGAGGCGUUAUGGACCCUUGACUUCUGGGUUUUGUUUGUAUCGUUUUUGUGUGGGGUAGGGACCGGUUUGGCCGUGAUGAACAACAUGGCGCAGAUUGGGUUAGCCCUUGGUCACGCCGAUGUUUCCAUCUUUGUCUCGAUGACGAGCAUCUGGGGAUUUUUUGGCCGGAUUGUUUCCGGUUCCGCCUCCGAAUAUUAUCUUAAGAAAGCAGGAACUCCGAGACCUCUUUGGAAUGCAGCAUCUCAGAUCCUAAUGGCUGUUGGCUACAUCCUCAUGGCAUUAGCAGUGCCAGGCUCCCUAUACAUUGGUUCGAUUGUUGUUGGCAUCUGCUAUGGAGUUCGUCUAGCAAUCACGGUCCCAACAGCAUCAGAACUGUUUGGCCUCAAAUACUACGGUCUGAUAUACAACAUUCUAGUCCUCAACCUUCCCCUUGGCUCCCUCCUCUUCUCUGGCCUGCUUGCUGGUUACCUAUACGAUGCACAGGCUACUCCAACACCAGGGGGCGGGAACACCUGUGUCGGAUCUCAUUGUUAUCAACUCGUUUUCAUCAUAAUGGCCAUUGCCUGUGCCGUUGGAUUUGGCCUGGAUGUUCUUCUGGCAAUUAGGACCAAGGACUUUUAUGCCAAGUUAUUCAGCAGUAGGAAAUCUAAAAAAUUAGCAGCUACAACAUCUGAAAAAUCAUAGAAAAUUUGGCUAGAAACAGGAAGUCAGAAAUAUAAGGAUUGGAUUGAUGGGCUUUUGCUCAGUGAUAUCCUGAUUCCUAGAUCAAUUCAGCAUUAUUUUGUGACUUUUUUCUUGAAACCUUCCAAAUACCUGGGAGUUUGUGUGAUCUAAUAUGAUAUCCAGAUCUGUAUUAGUAAAUUUAGUGCUUUUCC
Molecule: messenger RNA, 1913 nt
Organism: Rubroshorea leprosula
Lineage: Eukaryota; Viridiplantae; Streptophyta; Magnoliopsida; Malvales; Dipterocarpaceae
Source: the annotation of a GenBank genome assembly